Molecule: messenger RNA, 1975 nt
Organism: Sinocyclocheilus anshuiensis
Lineage: Eukaryota; Metazoa; Chordata; Actinopteri; Cypriniformes; Cyprinidae
Gene: fbxl6
Product: F-box and leucine-rich repeat protein 6
Exons: 10
Coding region: 179-1909 (576 amino acids)
Cellular component (GO): SCF ubiquitin ligase complex
Molecular function (GO): protein binding
Source: RefSeq, a predicted model, not a curated record
CGGAAUAUGCACCAAAGCUGGUUUGCCAUCCGCCAUUAAACAUCAAAGAAGAAGAAAAUCACUGUGUACGAAAGCGGAUAUGACGACAUUCGUUGACCAAAGAAAGCGCACCAUGGCGCUCGGAUAGCAACAACAAAGGAGUAAGAGCGAGAAGAUUUUUAGGGACCAACAGUAAGGCAUGGAAAGCACAAUAAUGGAGGUAUCCAACUCGAACACAGAGCCCGAGUCACUCCAGGCUUCUUCUGCAGAAAUGUCAACCACUCAAUCCAGCACAGCUGGGACAUCCCAGUCUGCACCUGCAAAACGAAAAAGACUUUUGAAAAGAAAAGCGGAUUCCGUUGCGGAUGACAAAAGCAAAAAGAAAAAGAAAAAAACUGUAAAACGAACUACAAGACCAAAUUACACCGUCCAGGAGGGAGAGGACAUGCUUUUGAUUAUAUCAAAUAUAAACAGUAGUGACAGCAUAUGGAAGCCCAAGCGGAAGGGAUGUAAGAAAAAGAAGAUAACCGCAAAAGGCAAGAAUAAAACCUCUGCUAACAAAACGAAAAAAGCACCAGUAAAAGCGAAAAUCCCCAAAGUCACAGAGCAAGCUAUUGAUAAAAAUGUUGAUUUGGAGAGUGUUAAUGCUGAUAGCUUUGACCGCUGGGGUCAAAGUUUGCCAAUAGAGGUCCUGGUGAAAAUCUUUCAGUUUGCAGUUUUCCAGGAUGGAGCCGUACCUUUUCUGUGCAGGGUUGGCAGAGUUUGCCGUCUAUGGAAUGGAGCUGCAUCCUCUCCGAUCCUGUGGCGUAGGGUGUCAGUUGGCUACUGCUGGAUUGAACCCGGUAAGAGUCAAUUACCUGGGACAGAACAGAAGAUUAGGAACACUAUAGACUGGCUAGCUGAAAACAGAUUGUCUCAGUUGAGAGAGUUCUCCCUUUGCCACUGGAAAAAACAUGUUGAUUAUGUGAUUCAGAAAGUUUCACAAUCAUGCACCAAUCUUCAGUCUCUCAAGCUGUCUUACUGCACGGGAAUGACAGAAACAGCCUUCCAAAACCUUGGUGCUCAAUGUCGAUCAUUAGAGAAUAUAAAUUUGCAACACUCAGAGUUUAAUGUUGAUGGUCUGGUGUCCUUCAUUGAGGCAUACGGCAACCAAAUAAAGAAAAUUUACUUCACACACAGCACCAAGAGUGACAAACUACUCAGUGCUUUGUCUAAAGGUUGCUGUCCUGAGCUCAUGCUGCUGGAGAUCAAUACUAAAUUAGAUGGAGGAUACUGCCAGCUUCCCAUCUGUAUUCAGGCUUUGCAGAUUGGAUGCCCUAAACUUCAGACUUUUAGGUUGAUGAAUGUCACUCCAGUUCCUAAAACGAUCCGCAACACACCGAGUUCAACAUCUGGUUUUCCCAUGCUAGAGGAGCUGUGCAUUGCCACUUCCUCUCACUCUUUCAUGACUGACGGUGACCUGAACAAUGUGCUCCAUGGCUCCCCUCACCUGCGUGUGCUGGACCUACGUGGUGGCUCUCGCAUCACAGCCACUGGCCUCUAUGCUCUGCCUUGUGAGAGACUGGAGUGUCUGUAUUGGGGCCUCUACUUCAACAGCAAUACCAUGGUAGCAUCCAAGAAAGGCAUACACAUGCUUGCCCACAAAUGGAGCAGCACCCUCAGGGAGCUUGAUUUGGCCAACCAACCAUUUUCAGAAGAAGACAUGGAGAUUGCCAUGGGACAUCUUGCACAUGGUGCUGGAGUCGAUUUGUUUCGCUCCCUGAACCUCAGUGGAACUAAAAUCACUUCAUCUGCACUCAGGUUACUAAUAAGUCAGUCACCAGCACUGAAGUACUUGAAUCUGUCUUCUUGCCGGUAUCUGCCCAGAGGACUCAAACGAGUAUAUCACGGUCGAGAAGACAUUCAGCUACUACUGGACAAAUUAGACUGAACAUGUAUAUAUUGCAGAAACUCUGAUAUUAAAUUCAGUUAUUUUUAAAGUGUACAAAAUGUAAUU